CUAUUGUGUCCUUAAAUAUGGACGUGUUCCAGUCAUCUCUCUCCAUGCAAUCUUAAGCUCUCUCAAUCUCUCCCUCUCUGAUCUCAAUCUCUCUCUGGCAAACCAAAGAACCGCGACAAUGGAAUUGUUUCAAAGAACCAGAAUAUCGAAUAUUAUCGAGAUCGCUUUGGUAUUUCUCACCCUGGCUCUAGCAAAUUCAAGAGUGGUAGAAUCCAGGAAACAUCGGCCCACGCCAUUGUGCAAUUUCCAAGCAAUAAACUGCCGCAAGCACAGCGCAGUUUUGACGGAUUUCGGAGGCAAGGGAGAUGGAAAAACAUCCAACACCAAGGCCUUUCAAUCCGCCAUCAACCACCUAAGCCAGUACGCGUCAGACGGUGGAGCGCAGCUCAUUGUGCCCCCCGGAAGAUGGCUCACCGGAAGCUUCAAUCUCACCAGCCAUUUCACUCUCUAUAUCCACGAGAAAGCCGUUAUUCUUGCUUCCCAGGAUGAAUCCGAGUUUCCUCUUAUUGAGCCAUUGCCUUCGUAUGGGAGAGGAAGAGAUGCUCCUGGCGGACGCUACAUCAGUCUAAUUUUUGGAAUAAAUCUCGUCGAUGUCGUUAUUACAGGUGGAAAUGGCACGAUCGACGGACAGGGCUCACCCUGGUGGGUCAAAUUCCGCGCCGAUAAGCUGAAAUACACCCGGCCCUACCUUAUCGAGAUCCUGUAUUCAAAACAAAUUCAAAUAUCCAAUCUCACAUUGGUAAACUCUCCAUCUUGGCACGUCCAUCCCGUUUAUUCCAGCGAUAUUAUAAUCCAAGGGCUGACAAUCCUUGCCCCGGUUGAUUCUCCCAACACUGAUGGAAUUAACCCAGAUUCCUGCACGAACACCCGCAUCGAAGACUGUUUCAUAGUCUCCGGCGAUGACUGCGUAGCGGUAAAGAGCGGGUGGGACGAGUACGGCAUCAAAGUCGGACUGCCGACCCAGCAACUCGUCAUCCGCCGCCUCACGUGCAUCUCCCCGGACAGCGCCGUCAUCGCCCUGGGCAGCGAGAUGUCCGGUGGCAUCCAGAACGUCAGGGCUGAGGACAUCACCGCCAUCAGCUCCGAAUCCGGGGUCCGGAUCAAGACGGCACCCGGACGCGGGGCCUACGUGAAAGACAUCUUUGUACGACGUAUGACCUUGCAAACCAUGAAGUACGUUUUCUGGAUGACGGGCAGUUACGGGUCCCACGCGGACGACGGGUUCGACCCCAAAGCUCUGCCCGUCAUCCAGAACAUUAAUUUCAGGGAUACGGUUGCCGAGAACGUUACCAUUGCUGCGAAGUUGGAGGGGAUUAAGGGUGACCCGUUUACGGGAAUUUGUAUGUCGAAUGUGACCAUUGGGAUUUCGAAAUUGUCGAAGAAGAAGCCUUGGAAUUGUAGCGACAUCGAGGGUGUUACGAGCAAAGUGAGUCCUCAGCCGUGUAGUUUGUUGCCGGACAAGGAGCCUGGGAGUUUGAAAGCCUGUGAUUUUCCAGAGGAUAAGCUGCCUAUUGAGAGUGUUCCGUUGAAGACUUGCUCUAUCAUUGGUGGGAAAUAUUUCUGAGAUGUAGCUGUUUGAUUAAAACCAUAUUGGUUCACAAUAAAAUUGAAUGCAAUGAGAAACUUUUGCUAGUUUGAUCUCUUGAUAA
This is a messenger RNA of Rhododendron vialii, 1649 nucleotides long. Its product is annotated as probable polygalacturonase. The record is from RefSeq and is a predicted model, not a curated record. Gene Ontology annotation, biological process: carbohydrate metabolic process. Lineage: Eukaryota; Viridiplantae; Streptophyta; Magnoliopsida; Ericales; Ericaceae. The transcript has 6 exons. Gene Ontology annotation, molecular function: polygalacturonase activity. Bases 119 to 1564 code for a protein of 481 amino acids.